Molecule: messenger RNA, 4299 nt
Organism: Acanthopagrus latus (yellowfin seabream)
Lineage: Eukaryota; Metazoa; Chordata; Actinopteri; Spariformes; Sparidae
Gene: znf532
Product: zinc finger protein 532
Exons: 9
Coding region: 354-4277 (1307 amino acids)
Source: RefSeq, a predicted model, not a curated record
ACACACACACACACACGCACACACACACAACACAUACACACACGGGCAUGAUCUAUCUGUUUGUCUGUCUAGUGGUGCAGAGAAUGACUCAGGAGGAUCCUCACCAGGACCACCACCACUCACCAGAUCCCUGGAUGUAACCUGACCCUGUAUUCUGGGCCUUUGCCUGGUUGGGAAGACACAGGACUGUGUUUUUUUCCAGGCAGGGUGGGGUGGAUGGCUUCUUGUGGGUUAGUAGUGUUGUGACUGUGUUUGUUGCAGGAUGGAAGGAAGGAAGGAAAGAAGGUUUGGCUAGUGGCUGGACAGGGACGGAGGCAAGAGGGUGAUCUCCUAAUCAAAACAGGAGAAGGACCAUGGGAGAUAUGAAGACGCCAGACUUUGAUGACCUGCUGGCGGCCUUUGACAUCCCUGACAUGGUGGAUCCUAAAGCUGCUAUUGAAUCUGGCCACCAUGAUGACCACGAAGGACAGCUCAAGCAUUCAAGCAGCUCAGGGACUACCAAUGAAGAUGAAGCCCACCACCCCUCAAUAGGACAUGAUGUUGGUGUCAGUGUCAUUGUUAAGAACAUCCGAAACACAGACACUACUGAGCAUGGUGGAACCAUAACAGAAAAGAAUGGGCAUUUCCAAGGCCAUCCCCGACCCCAUUCAGUUGGCAAUGGCAAUGGACUUCAUAAUGGCCCUGUGCCCAAAAUACCACCAGGUACUCAUUACACAAAGAAUGGAUGGAAUGCUCCAGGAGAAGAAAGACGGCCACCUAACAACCAAUUGUCUACCUUCAAUCAGUUCAGCCCGAUCUCUAGUGCAGAGGAGUUUGAUGAUGAUGAUAAAAUUGAGGUAGAUGACCCUGUGGACAAGCAGGGAAGUCACUCAUUCUUUAGGGCCACUGCUAAGCGAGAGGACCCGAUUCCCAAAUCUCAUGUAUCAGGGGACAAUGUUUCCAAGCCUAAAACAAAUGUAAACCAAAAACCUGUUAAAAAAAAUAACAAUGGCACUCUGUGUGGUUCCAAGUCUGAUGACCCCCCUCAAUCAAGUUUACCUGAGGUGGAACUCAAGGAAAUUGCCUUAAGGUCUCAUGGUCAGGGAUGCAAGGAGGCUGGAGAGUCAUUAGGGCCCGUUAAUGUGUCCAGUAUGUCUCAAGUCAAAGCGAAGUCCUCUGCAAAGCUCUCAUCUUGUAUAGCAGCCAUAGCUGCCCUCAGUGCCAAAAAGGCUAGUUCUACAGAUCUGAGUGUUUUUGAUUCUCCCACAAAAGAGAAAGAAUGUAUUCAGGCCAAUGAAAAUCCAAGAGAUCUGCAAAAGCCACAUGAGCAGGAAUCUGCACUAGAGUUUGCAAAGAGGCUGCUAACAAAAACACCAGACAGCCCAUCCAGUGUCACCAGUGAGGGUAGCAGCAAAGGUUCACCUGCCUCAAGUACAGACACUGCACCUGUCAUCCCAAAAGUCAGGAUCAAAACAAUCAAGACCUCAUCCGGCCAAAUCAAACGUACUGUCACAAGAGUUCUGCCAGAAUUUGAUCCAGAGGGUCUGAGAAAAGGAGAGACUAGCCCAUCUAUCAUGGCGACCACCAGUGCAAUUUUCUCAUCUCCCACAAGGCACUCUCUUCCAACUACAGUAGUAGCUACCACAGGAGGCGCUUCAAUUGAAAUAACCAAGCAAAUGACUAUUAAACCUGUGGCAACAGCUUUCCUGCCUGUCUCAGCAGUCAAGACAGCUGGUUCCCAAGUCAUCAACCUAAAGCUUGCUAACAACACUACAGUCAAAGCAACAGUCAUACCUGCUGCAUCAGUGCAAAGUGCCAGCAGUGCCAUCUUAAAAGCUGCUAAUGCCAUCCAGCAGCAGACUGUCAUGGUACCUGCCUCCAGUUUGGCUAAUGCCAAGCUUCUGCCAAAAACAGUCCAUCUUAGUAACCUCAAUCUUCUGCCCCAGACUGUAUCCUCUGCUGUCUGUGAUCUUCAACAGGCCUUGUCCUCCUCUAAACAACCACAGCAUCAACAAUCACAAGUCAAACAGAAGACAAUUCUCCCAGGCCGAGCCUCGAAGAAAGUCUCUCGGGUUCAAGUGUUUGCCAGCUCUCAAAGCUCUGUAGUGGAUGCCUUCAAUAAAGUCCUGAGUAGCAUAAAUCCUGUCCCUGUGUAUGUCCCAAACCUCUCUCCACCAACCUCAGCUUGUAUCUCUCUACCCUCACGUGGCUACAAGUGUCUGGAGUGUGGAGAUUCAUUUGCUCUUGAGAAGAGCCUGACACAGCACUAUGAACGUCGCAGUGUGCGGAUUGAGGUCACGUGCAACCACUGUACCAAAAGUCUAGUGUUCUACAACAAAUGCAGCCUGUUGUCUCAUGCCAGGGGCCAUAAGGACAAAGGGGUUGUCAUGCAGUGCUCACAUCUAAUCCUAAAACCAAUCCCUGCAGAUCAGAUGAUAACCACAUCGCCCCCAUCAGAUCCACCCAACAUCACUGGCACAACCUCCACUUCCCAAGCAGUAGUACCCACAGGUCAAGGGAGAGCCGCUGGUGGUGGGUCCCAGAGUGCAGUGAUUACAGCUCCAUGCAGUGCUCCUCUUGUGGCAGCCAUGCCCUUGGAGGAUGAUGCAUCAAAGCUCUCCAGGCACAACUUAAAGUGCUUGGAGUGCAAUGAAAUGUUCCAGGAUGACAGUUCAUUAGCUAUGCACUAUCAACAGGCAUCGGAGUCCAGUGAUCAGAAAACAUGCACCAUCUGCCAAAUGCUUCUCCCAAAUCAGUGCAGCUUUCUGUCACACCAGCGAAUCCACCAGCACAAGUCUCCAUACAUCUGCCCAGAGUGUGGCGCCAGCUGCCGUUCUGUCCACUUCCAGUCUCAUGUCACCAAGAACUGCCUACAUUACACCCGUAGAGUUGGCUACCGCUGUGUCCACUGUAGUGUGAUCUUCGCUGAUGUCACAACUGUAAAAUCCCACAUCCAGAGCACUCACUGUGAGGUCUUCUAUAAAUGUCCUCUCUGCCCCAUGGCGUUCAAGUCUGCACCUGGAACGCACUCUCAUGUGUACACACAGCAUCCCGGAAUGAAAGCAGGGGAACCCAAGAUGAUCUACAAGUGUUCCAUGUGUGAUACCGUGUUCACAUUGCAGUCUCUGCUCUACACACACUUCGACCAGCAUGUCGUCAAUCAGAAAGUUUCAGUGUUCAAAUGCCCUGACUGCUCCAUGCACUACGCACAGAAACAGCUCAUGUUGGAUCAUAUUAAGACCAUCCAUGGAACCCUGAGGACCAUCGAGGGUCCACCAAACCUGGGGAUCAACCUCCCUCUCAGUACCAAGCCCACUAAUGACAACAACGCCAAUAACAACAGCAGCAAAGAUGGAGGAAAUGUUAAUGGUCAAGACAAGGGGGAAAAGAAGCCUUCACUUUCACCGCUAAAGAAAACAAUCAGUAACUGCUCAGCAGACUUAAAGAAUCCCCCUGGCACGGGAUAUACAUGUGGAGACUGCAACAACCUCUUCAGUUCCAGGGAGGUCUUUGUGGCUCACAUGAGGCGUGAACAUGGCAAGAUACUGAAGAAACACCCAUGUCGUCAAUGUGACAAGUCCUUCAGCUCCUCCCACAGUCUUUGUCGACACAACCGUCUGAAACACAAGGGGCUGCGGAAGGUCUACACCUGCCCGCACUGCCCAGCUCUCAGUCAGCCGUUCACUAAAAGAGUGCUGCUGGAUCAGCAUAUUCAGCUGAUGCAUGGAGCCAAAGACCCAGAGGGGAAGACUGUCAACUCUGAUAAUAUGGAGGCUUCACCUGACAAGAAAACGAGCCUCAGCCCAAAAAGGAAGCCAGAGGAGGAUGACGGGGCUCCAGGCUUGAACUCGAGGGGUUCUGACUCACAGCCACUGAAGAGGCUCAAGGUGAACAUCCUUAAAGUCCACAAUUGUGCAGUCUGCAGCUUCACCACCGAGGACAUCGCAGCGUUCCACAAGCACAUUCCUCAGCACAAGUCUGACGGCUCGUCCUAUCAGUGUCAGGAGUGUGGCCUGUGCUACACCUCGCACCGCUCACUGGCCCGACACCUCUUUAUCGUGCAUAGGCUGAAGGAGCCACAGGGCCUCAUCCGGUACCACGGACGGGGCAAAGACGACGACGAGAGUCAGAGAGAGAACCAGCUGGAUGUUACAGAUGAGAACGACGACGGGACGCCAAAUACCAAAUGCAAAGUUUGUGGGAAGAAUUUUGAAACGGAGGGAAACCUGAACACUCACAUGAGGACACAUGGGAUGGCGUUCAUAAAGUCAAAGAGACUGAGCGCGACUGAGAAGUGAGAGGGAAAUACUUUCAAAUCAU